GCCUGACAUAUGCAUAUUGAUGUAAAUGGAUUACUUCUAUUCUCCGUCCGACAUGCAUAAGGUAUGUGUGCUGCUAAUCAUAUCUGCCGCUGCUCGAUUCGUCCAUCCAUCUGUCCAACCAUCCGUCCAUCAAUCCAUCCAUCAAUCAAUCCAUCCAUCUGCCGGUCAAAUGGACUCACUCGCCUGUCGCACUACACCCCACGUCCUCGCUUUGUCCCAUACCAGGCUAUUACCAUCACAACCACAAAUCCAUGAGUACUGUAUGAAGAAGAUUGCUCAAAAACACAUGGCCACAAGUCAUCGAGACACCCCGCCUAUCCCCCAUCGCCCCGUCAUGCAAUCUGCUCAUUGCUGGCCAGCUUGAUACUCAGGUCCAGCCUCUUGGUCUGCACAGCGGUGGAAGGGAUGCCCGUCCCCUCGGCCCUCAGCACGCUGAUCUUGACCGUCUGGCCCGGCUGCAGGUCCUCCAGCACCUGGAACAGAUCACCCUCAUCGUUGAUGGGCUUGUCGUCGAGCGACACAAUGAUGUCACCCAACUCUGACACACGCACACACACACACGAAGGUCAUCAAUCAUUCAUACACGGAUGGAGGGGGCCGGCAUCGCCUACACACCGAUGUAUCCCGCGACGCUUCUCCGGGUGCCCUUCAUGCCCGCCUGGGCGGCGGGCGACUCUCUCGGCACAUCGAGCACCAGCACGCCCUUGUCGAUACCCAGCACACGCGCCUGGGCUGAGUUGAGUAGCGUCACGCCUAUCCGCGGCCGCAGCACCCGACCGUCCCGGAUGAUGACCUCAACGAUGCGCUUCAGAGUGUCGACGGGGAUUGCUGUGCAGCACAAGGCACGUGGAAACACAUGCACACAUGUGGGUGAGUGAUUGGAGGCUCUUCAGUGUGUGCCUGCGUACCGAAUCCAAUGCCGGCGCUCGCACCAGUGGGCGACUUGAUGGCCGUGUUCAUGCCUGCAUUCACGCAACACAAACAUGGAUGUACCAUGGUCAAUCCCGAGCCACCCAACCCUGAUGUGCCCACCGAUCAGCUGCCCGGAAGUGUCGAGCAGGACUCCUCCUGAGUUGCCAGGGUUGAUGGCUGCGUCUGUCUGGAUCACGUUGUCGAUGCGCCGGCCGUUGGGCGACCGGAUCUCCCUGCCCAGGCCCGAUACAACACCUGUCGUCAGGGUGUGAUCCAGGCCGAACGGAUUGCCUGAAAACGGUGAUAAGGAACACGAACGCGUGUGCAUAUAAGCACUGUUGACGCGCACACGUAGCACCGACCGAUAGCGAGGGCUGUUUGUCCAACACGGACCCUCAUCGAUUCGCCCAACGCGACGGGCCUGAGGUCCUUCGCGUCUGCCUCGAUACGCAGGACGGCGAUGUCCUUGUCGGGGUCAUAGCUGAUAGAUCAGCCCAUACACGCAGACACAGACAAGUAUGUAAUCGCCUUGCUCUCACGUCUAGUGGCGCCUACCCAGCAACAGCAGCCUUGUACUGCACUCUCUCGGUCUUGCCGCCCUUGGUGCUCGUCAAGGUGACGGCGGCCGACUGCGCAUUCUCAAUCACGUGGAAGUUAGUAACGAUGUGCCCCUUCUUGUCCCACACGAUGCCGCUCCCCGUGCCGGCUGGGAACUCCAUAACGUUCAUAGUGAAUGCAUCUCGCCUCGCCACAAACGUGUCGAUAAAGACGACUGACGGUGUGGCAUCUUCAAAGAGAUUGAUGACGCUCUGCUCGUCUCGCUUCAGAGGGGGGGCCGUUCCGUCAAUGUAGGACACGGUGAGCAGGCUGGAGGGCUCGGCCGAGGCAGGGAGCGUUGACACGACCGAUGGCACGUUUCGCUGAGAGAGGAGAUCGAAGGUUGAUGGGUUGAGGGGGAGGAAGAGCAGACAGAGGCUGAC
Vitrella brassicaformis is the source of this 1892-nucleotide messenger RNA. NCBI's taxonomy places the organism in Eukaryota, Vitrellaceae. The record is from the annotation of a GenBank genome assembly.